Messenger RNA from Cuscuta epithymum, 7622 nucleotides. Lineage: Eukaryota; Viridiplantae; Streptophyta; Magnoliopsida; Solanales; Convolvulaceae. The record is from the annotation of a GenBank genome assembly.
CAAGGUUCUUAUGUUGAUUUUUUCCGGGGAUUAGACUUUUGAGGAUCUUAUCUAACAGAUAAUGGACGUGCAUUACCAUUAACCCUGUGGGGAUGUGAUGGUUUGAUAGAUACAUGUGCUUUUUAAAACUUCAACAACAAUAAUUAAAUUACUGGCCACCCUUAGAGUUAGAAGGCUGGUUGGCUCAUAUCCACAUUUGACCUGUAAUUGUAAUUCGCUCACAUACCCUAUGCUCACCCUAAUAAAAGUAGCCUCUCCAUGAACAGAUUUUCUACAGCUCGAGCAAUGUGUAAUUUCUACUUCUCUCUAAUAUUUGAGUAAAUAAAAAGACAAGGCGAUUGUGUGUUUCUACCAUGUUUUGCACUUCUUACUAUGCUGGUUUAAUGGCAGGGCAGCAACAAGUUAUGCUUGGGCAGUAAAUUGGUCAAUGCUUAAUUGACUUCCAGGUAUUCACCAUGGAGCGUGCAUGGUUCUAUUCUGGGUAAAAUGGUUGUUGAGGUUAAUUCCCUCAACCAAAAGGUCUAACACGAUGCCUUUCGUGAUUAGUGACUCGGGAUGUUCAGAAAUAUAAGUUGAAUGCACGAUCAAGACGUAUUUUGCUUUAUCAAUCGCUAUCGUAGUGUUUACAUCAGGGGCAGAGCUAGAGGGUGGCCAACCUAGGCCUUGGCUCACUCGUAAUUUUAAAAAUUCUUUAAUUGUUAAGGUAAAAAAAUUAUUGUAAUUUUUUUUCCAUAACAAAAUCUCUGUCUGUAUCGGCUCAGUGCCUUUGCUCUAUCCUUGGUUUACAUUAAAGGAUAUUAAAUCCUGUUGAAUGCUGGAAACCAACCCCUUUUAUAUUCCGAGUUAUGAGGAGGUAUUUAUAGCAAGUCCGGGUAGUUGUGUUCGAUGAUGUGCCUCCUUUCUAUUGGCGGAGCCACCCCAUUGCCAAAUCCUGUCAUAUCCUUUGAAUUAAAAUGUUCUUCCCUCCUAUUUAACGUUUCCCUCCAAUUACCUUGGCGUGGGCUGUACUGCUCUUAGCACCACAUGCACAAAUGGCAAGACUGUUUGACUUCCAUCCAGGUCGAGUGUCUAUUUUCGGAAUGUAGAUGUCAUGAGGCUCACUCUUUUGUGGGCACCACAUAGCCUGGUUGGGGGCGCUCGCUCUCUCCUUUGGUCCUUCAUGCGGGACUCUCAGGCUCUGCCCCUUUCUAAGUCCUCCCCGACUUCAAAAUCCUCCCCGGCUUCAAGUGUGCGCAGUUUUGGUUUUUGUACCUUUGGGAGGUAAGGUAGGGGUAAAUAAUCACCAUUACAUAAAUAAUCAGGAAAUCAUAAUUAUGAUUCUAGAUGAUAAUUGUGUGGUUCACAAUUAUCCUCUAAUCCUAUGAAGCUUAACUUUUCUCCUAUAAAUAGGAGGCUUCUCCAUUGUAAUUAACACACUUCUUAAACACCAUUAUCACACUUCUAAUAACAUCUUUCUCACUAAGUAUUCAGACUAUAUUUCUCUCCCUGAUCUUCUGCUUAUUUCCUUCCAUAUUAUAACACGUUAUCAGCACGAAUUUGCUCCAAAUCCCUGAAAUCACCAUCUUCCUAGCAGGUAUAUACUUUCUGGAAUUUAUCAAUUCACCUGAAAAGAAAAACAGAGGUUGAGAAGUAUGACCAUGCUUAUAUAUAUUCAAAACUAUAAGAAGUAUGCUCUAUGGUUGCCCAAGAAUAGGGAUCCUCCAUAUCAGAAAAUUAUAGAUAUAUUUUCUCUAAACAAAGAUGAAGGGAAAAAGGAUAAACAAUUAAACAUACAUUUAAUCAGUAUUAUUUUUAAAUAUACUACUCCUUGAUUAAAAUCUUAACUUUUACUUCCGGAUAUGAUGAAUUUACAUCACGUCUUGAUUCUCACUUAAAUAUGUAUAUAUAUAAAUAUAUAUACUUCAUAUAUGAUAAUAUGAUGUUUAGGAGGUAGUAUUAUUUAUUGGAUUAAUGAAGAAAUAAAACUUACCUUGUAAAAUAUGGAGUUCGAACUGUGAAGUAUCUGUUUUUUUUUCUCCAACUCCUUUUGCUCUUUACUAUCUCAUGUCUCGGAAAUUCUAAACUACAAAGAAGAAGAAAAUAGCACUUGCGUAUUUUACAAAAGAUAACAUGAACUGUUGAUAAGAACCAUAGAUAUGCAUCUACUUUUAUACACGUACUCCGUAUGCUUAUUACUCCAUAUGUCAUAUACUCAUAUGUGUGGAGACAGCUCAUGUAUGAGCUUAAGCAUACGAAGUAUUAAAAAAUUAUAUAUAUAUAUAUAUAAAGUAAGAAGAAGAGAGGUGAUGAGAGAAAAUUAGAAAGUUGCUUGCUAUAUAUUCGAACAUCAUUGAAUUGAUGUAUAAACAAAUAUAGCUGGUAGUCAGUCACGGUCCAUACAAGUAGAUAAGAGCAUUUAUUUUACUUGUCUCCUUCCUUUGUGAAGACACUCACAUAAUUGAUACUAGUAUAAUAAAUAUAUGUAUGUGAGGAUCGAAGAUAAUACGCAGUAUAUGUAAUAUAUAUCCAUGAAACCAACUCACGGGUCUGUAACAUUACUGCAUAUUAGACAUUUUUUUUUGUUCUCAUAUGUAGUACAAUGCAGAGUGUAUGACACAUCACAUGAUCAUUAAUUUACAUAGCCAUUAUAUCUUUGAAGUGGGUCCUAAUUCAAAUUUCUUUUACCUACAAAUAAAACUAAUUUAUACGGAGUACUGCUUUGUUAGUCUUUAAAUAAUACUACUAUACGUAUGGAGCAAUAAAAUCUUCCUUGAUGGGUUUAAUUUGUUUUGUUUCAAAAUUCCCAAUAUGUAUGUUUAUAGUAAUUAUACUAAAUUGAGUUAUGAGUUUAUAUAAUACGGAGUACAUAGCAUGUAUGUAUAUGUAUUGACUACUCCGAACUAAGACAUCAAUAAUUUUGGACUUGUCUUGACAUUAUGGAUGUUUAUUAUUACUCCCUUAUUUGGUUUUCAUUCACCGAAAGUGAACCCAAAAACAGCAUGUUGUUCCAUCUCGUUAAAGUUUAAAAAACGGAUGAACUAAAAUUACUUGAGAAAUGGACUGUUGUGUAAUACCGAGUAUGUAUAUUGUUAAAUCCAAGACAACAAUUUAUCCAUCAAAGCGAUUUAGUUACUAAACUAUAAAAUACCUUUCAUUAGGGUUUUUCAUCAAAACAAUCUUUCAACGAAAAACUAUCAACAUAAGUUUUGUACUUUAGGGACCUUUGGUUAUCAAGUUGCAAGGUCUCUUAUUGUUAAGAUGGACCCCUUAACAAUUGGUAUGACAGUAACUUCAUCCAAACGGUUAUUAUGUACGUUUCUGUCGAAACCGGGAAUAACCCCCUAUAUAUAACAACACUCAUGAUUGUUUUUGACCCAAAAUGAUGAGGUAGAAUUGAAUUAAUAAGAAGUAAAUAUGUCAUCUUAAUUACUUCUCUUAUUAAAAGUCAGAAUAUAGUACCUCACUUUAUUUUCUCCUUGACGGGAGUAUAUUUCAAAAUAAAAUUUUAUAGUGCUUAUUUUUAACGUGAAAAUUAUGCACAAUUAAAUGUACUAUUAAGUGAAGUACACUUUAUAUUACAAUAUUGAACUAAUAUUUGUUCAUUUUUAUCUUCGCGAAGAUAUGGAGUUAACUAAAAUUUCUCCAAGUGGCUCUGAACAAUGUCUAAUAGACAGUGCCACAACGCACACCAUUUUGAGACAUAGAGAUUAUUUUUCUCAUAUGACAUUAGUUGAUGCUAAUGUCAAUACAAUCUCAGGUGUUGCUAAACUCAUUGAAGGUUCUGGAAUAGCCUGUGUGAUUCUCCCAAAAAGGACAAAAUUAAUAAUUAAAGACGCUUUAUACUCCCGUAAAUCACGGAGAAAUCUUUUGAGCUUUAAAGAUUUGCGUCUAAAUGGUUUUCAUAUUGAAACCAUGUCUGAAAAUCAGAAGGAAUAUUUAUGUCUAACGACAAAUAGAUCUGGCAAUAAAUACAUUUCUGAAAAAAUGCCAGCAUAUUCCUCGGGACUGUAUUAUACAUAUAUCAGUCCAAUUGAGAUAAAUGUGGUAUCUAAAAUUUAUGACCACAAUUCCUUUAUCUUGUGGCAUGACCGUUUAGGUCAUCCAGGCAGCACUAUGAUGCACAAAAUUAUUGAAAAUUCACGUGGAAAUUCAUUAACUAAUGACAAGAUUCCACAAUCAAGUGAUUUUCCGUGCACUGCCUGUUCUCUUGGCAAAUUAAUUAUCAGGCCAUCUUUAUACAAAAUUGGAGUUGAAUCUCCUGCAUUUUUAGAAAGAAUUCAAGGAGAUAUUUGUGGGCCAAUUACCCCUCCGUGUGGACCGUUUCGAUAUUUUAUGGUGCUCAUUGAUGCAUCAACACGUUGGUCACAUGUCAGUCUUUUAUCGACUAGAAAUUUUGCAUUUGCAAAUCUUCUUGCUCAAAUUAUUCGUUUGAGAUCACAAUUUCCGGAUUAUUCGAUAAAGAAAAUCCGACUUGAUAAUGCAGGAGAAUUUACAUCCCAAUCUUUUAAUGACUAUUGCAUGUCAAUUGGGAUUGAUGUGGAACAUCCAGUUCCACAUGUACAUACACAAAAUGGUCUUGCCGAAUCCUUAAUUAAGCGAUUACAAUUAAUUGCUAGACCAUUAUUGAUGAAAUCCAGAUUACCAUCAUCUGCAUGGGGAUAUGCUAUAAUGCAUGCUGCAAAUUUAAUUCGGCUUAGGCCAACGGCAUAUCAUAAAUUUUCCCAAUUACAAUUAAUAUCUGGUAAAGAACCAAAUAUAUCACACCUAAAAAUAUUUGGUUGUUCUGUGUAUGUACCAAUUGCUCCACCUUAUCGUACUAAAAUGGGUCCUCAAAGAAGGCUGAGAAUUUAUGUUGGUUUUAAAUCACCCUCAAUUAUUAAUUAUCUAGAACCUAUGACCGGUGACUUAUUCACCGCGCGGUUCGAUGACUGUCAUUUUGAUGAGACAGUAUUCCCAACCUUAGGGGGAGAUAUUAAAGAAAUGGACCCACGUACGAAAGAUAUUACUUGGAAUGCAACAAAUUUAUCUUUUCUUGAUUCUCGCACAAAUGCUUGUGAACAAGAAAUUCAAAAGAUUAUUCAUUUACAAAAUGUUGCAAACCAAUUGCCUGAUGCUUUCACAGACUCAAAGAAAGUAACAAAGUCACAUGUUCCAGCUAUGAAUGCUCCUUCUCGAAUAGAAAUUCAUGCGGAGAUUAGCGAAAGAACACUUGCUAAUGAAUCUAUGAUACGUAAAAAACGUGGUAGACCACUUGGUUCAAGAGAUUUGAAACCAAGAAAAUUUAAACAACAAGUUGUAGUUUGUGAUGCCAAAGAAGUUCAACCUUCUCAAGAAGAAAAUGAACAUUUUGAAAAUAUCGGCCUUGAAGAUAACAUCAAUAAUAAUGAUACCUCAAAAGAGGAUUCAAUCACCUUCGAAGAGGUAAAUAUUCCAGAUAAAGAUAGAAACGUCGAUAAUUUUGAAAUUUCAAUUAAUUACGUUUCUAAUGGAAUACAAUGGAAUAGAAAUGAUAUUGAUGUUAAUGAUAUAUUUUCAUAUGCCAUCGCCACAGAUAUAAUGAAUGAACACGAUGACAAUGAGCCUAAAUCUAUUGACGAAUGUCGUCGUAGAAAUGAUUGGCCAAAAUGGAAUGAAGCAAUUCAGGUAGAAUUAAAAUCGCUAGAAAAGCGUAAUGUUUUUGGACCAAUUGUCCAUACGCCAAAAGGCGUAAAACCUGUCGGUUUUAAAUGGGUUUUUGUGCGUAAACGCAACGAGAAAAAUGAAAUCGUUAGAUACAAAGCCCGACUUGUUGCCCAAGGUUUUUCUCAAAUGCCAGGAAUCGAUUAUGAUGAGACGUAUUCUCCAGUAGUUGAUGCUACAACUUUAAGAUUUUUAAUUGGCAUGUCUGUUUUUGAAAGGCUGCAAAUGCGCCUCAUGGAUGUGGUGACCGCAUAUUUAUACGGUUCACUCGAUACAGACAUAUAUAUGAGAAUUCCUGGAGGCUUUAAAAUACCUGAUGCUUAUAGCUCGAAAUCUCGAGAUUUAUUUUCCAUAAAAUUGCAAAAGUCAUUAUAUGGAUUAAAACAAUCUGGACGCAUGUGGUAUAACCGUCUCAGUGAAUAUUUGAUUAAAGAAGGGUAUAAAAAUGAUCCUAUUAGUCCAUGUGUUUUCAUUCAGCGAUCCGAAUCAGGAUUCGCCAUAAUUGCAGUAUAUGUUGAUGAUUUGAAUAUAUUCGGAACUCCCAAUGAAAUUGAAAAUACUGCAAAAUAUCUCAUGAAAGAAUUUGAAAUGAAAGACCUUGGGAGAACAAAAUUUUGUCUCGGCAUUCAAAUUGAACAUUUGAGAAAUGGUAUUUUCAUCCACCAAUCAAAUUAUACUGAGAAACUUUUGAAGCGAUUUUACAUGGAUAAAGCACAUCCGCUCAAUUCUCCAAUGGUGGUUCGAUCUCUCAAUGUGCAUGAUGAUCCUUUCCGACCUUGUGAAGAUGAUGAAGAAAUCCUUGGUCCCGAAAUACCAUAUUUGAGUGAUAUUGGAGCAUUAAUUUAUUUGGCUAAUAAUACUCGACCAGAUAUUGCUUUUUCUGUAAAUUUAUUAGCCAGGUACAGUUCUUCCCCAACAAGAAGGCAUUGGAAUGGUGUCAAACAUAUAUUCCGAUAUCUCAAUGGUACAAUCGAUCUUGGAUUGUAUUUCAAGAAUGGUGCAAAUGCCACUUUAAUUGGCUACGCGGAUGCAGGAUACUUGUCUGAUCCACAAAAGGCAAAAUCACAAACAGGAUAUUUAUUCACCUAUGGUGAUACCGCUAUAUCAUGGAGAUCAAUGAAGCAAACAUUAACUGCAACAUCAUCCAAUCAUGCAGAAUUAAUUGCUCUUUAUGAAGCAGGUCGUGAGUGUGUCUGGUUGAGAUCAAUGAUCCAGCACAUACAAAAUGAAUGCGGUAUAAAGUCUUUUACUUCUAAUCCUACUGUGAUUUAUGAAGAUAAUACAUCAUGUAUAGCUCAGAUCAAAGGAGGUUACAUCAAAGGGGACAGAACAAAGCAUAUAGCACCAAAACUUUUCUCCACACAUGAUCUUGAGAAAGACGGAACGGUUGAUGUCAAACAAAUCAAGUCAUGCGACAACCCUGCUGAUCUGUUCACAAAGUCAUUGGCACCGAAGAAAUUUGAAGAACUGGUCCAUAAAAUUGGAAUGUAUCGUCUUCGAGAUAUAUGUUAAAUUGAGGGGGAGUAAUAUAAUGCACUGCACUCUUUUUCCCUUCGUCAAGUUUUUAUCCCACUGGGUUUUUCUUGACAAAGGUUUUUAACGAGACAGUACAUUAUAAUACUAUGAAUCUAAUACCCCAGAAUAAUUAGAAGAUGACCAUUCAAGGGGGAGUGUUGAAAUAUAAUUGAAUUAGUCAUCUUCCAACUAUUCCUGAUUAGGAAUUAUUAUCACCAUUACAUAAAUAAUCAGGAAAUCAUAAUUAUGAUUCUAGAUGAUAAUUGUGUGGUUCACAAUUAUCCUCUAAUCCUAUGAAGCUUAACUUUUCUCCUAUAAAUAGGAGGCUUCUCCAUUGUAAUUAACACACUUCUUAAACACCAUUAUCACACUUCUAAUAACAUCUUUCUCACUAAGUAUUCAGACUAUAUUUCUCUCCCUGAUCUUCUGCUUAUUUCCUUCCAUAUUUC